Entrophospora sp. SA101 is the source of this 372-nucleotide messenger RNA. Lineage: Eukaryota; Fungi; Glomeromycota; Glomeromycetes; Entrophosporales; Entrophosporaceae. The record is from the annotation of a GenBank genome assembly.
AUGAAUGAUUUUACUAGUGAAGCUUGUAAAGAUUUUGCUCGAAUGCUUGAGACUCCUGGUGCACCAAAUGCUUUACGUCAACGCUUACCACCACCAAUUAAUACAAUAUCAACAACAUCAUCAUCAACGAUGACUCGAGCUGUAGUAUACUAUAACUUUUGGGGAACAAAUGCUAAUGAACACCCUUAUUGUGGGAUAUUUGAUCUUACUAAAAUAAUACCAAAUUCAAUAUUGGAAAGUUCCUCAAAACUAACUACACUGAUUGAUGGCACUGGCUGGACUAAUCUGGAAGAUAUUGUUAAAGAUAACGUUGAAUAUAGUGUUGAUGGUAAUAAUGAAAAUCAGUAUGAAACCAUCUUUAUUAACUUGUAA